GAUGGAGGAUACCAUCGCUCGCAUGCAGGACGAGAAGAGCGGGAUUCCCAUCCGCACCGUCAAGAGCUUCCUCUCCAAGAUCCCCAGUGUGUUCUCAGGGUCUGAUAUUGUCCAGUGGAUGCAGAAAAACCUGAACAUUGAAGACCAAGUGGAGGCUCUUCAUCUGGGGACGCUGAUGGCGGCUCACGGUUAUUUCUUCCCCAUAUCAGACCACGUUCUCAUGCUGAAGGACGACGGAACCUUCUACCGCUUUCAGACUCCGUACUUCUGGCCGUCAAACUGCUGGGAACCAGAAAAUACUGACUAUGCGGUUUACCUCUGUAAACGAACCAUGCAGAAUAAAGCUCGUCUGGAGUUGGCUGAUUAUGAAGCUGAGAGUUUGGCGAGACUACAGAGAGCUUUUGCACGGAAAUGGGAGUUUAUAUUUAUGCAAGCAGAAGCACAAGCGAAAGUGGACAAAAAACGGGACAAGAUCGAGCGGAAGAUCCUGGACAGUCAGGAGCGGGCCUUCUGGGAUGUUCACAGACCUGUGCCUGGCUGUGUGAACACGACUGAAGCCGACAUAAAGAAAUCCUCCCGGAUGAAGCAGCCACACAAAACACGGAAGUCGGUGUACGGUCUACAGAACGACAUCCGCAGUCCCAGUCCCACUCACACGGUCACACCAGAGGUCAAAGUGCCCACGGAGGACGAGCUACGCAACCAGGAUGCCAUCCAUAGUUUGAUUAAAGUCACCUCCAACUUGUUGAGUUUCUCGGAGCAGUAUAUCGAGUACGAUCCGUUCUUCACGACGCCGGAGCCGUCGAACCCCUGGAUCUCUGAUGAUGUCACUUCCUGGGAGCUGGAGGCCAGUAAAGAGGCAGGACAGCAGCGGGUGAAGCGCUGGGGAUUCGGCUUCGACGAGGUUCUGAAGGAUCCGGUCGGGAGAGAGCAGUUCCUCAAGUUCCUGGAGUCCGAGUUCAGCUCCGAGAACCUGAGAUUGACAGUGUUUGUGCUUCAUCAGGAGCACAUCUACAAGCUCAUGAAGAGUGACUCCUACAGCCGCUUCAUCAGAUCCAGCGCCUACCAGGAGAUGCUGCAGGCCAAGAAGAAGGUAAAGCCUCAGAAACGACUGGAAACGUCCCUCUGAGCGCCGUCCUCGUCACACACAGAGAUCAGACUCAGUGCCAUAUCACCGUGUCCUCUUUGUUUUACUUGCUGUCUGCUUUUGCAUUAUUUCUAUUAAAACACCUGGUUUCCCGUCACGUUGUUUCUGGCGAGUCUCUUUUGUUUUGCACGUGUUUCUCUUUGUUUCUGUUGUGUGUGUGUUUUGUUUUGAAGCGAUGAGACGAAGUGCUGGCGCUGGGUUUUCUGUGAUGUGAAAAGCAAGAAUCUUUUCUAGGGUCUGAAUCACAGAUGCCGUCAGCGCUUGUUAAACCACGCAAACAUCACGUCACUCGUCUGUGCAUGAAUGCUGAUCAUUAUAGAGAGCAGAUCCAUCUCUGCAUGAGCCACACACUUCUGAAGGACUUCAGCUCACAAAGCCAUCGAAGAUCCUCCUGAAAGCGCUCGACAUCGCUCUAGGUUCAUUUGCACUUUCUCUCCAUCUGAGCUUUUAGACUUAUUUUUAUAUCCCAGAACAAUGUUUUGUUGUUUUCUGUACGCUUUGCUUCUGUAAAUGUGUACAGAUCCUGAGAGUCAGCGUGAUUUCUGAUGAUGAGAAACACUUCAGCGCUCACACUAUCUCUGCUGUUUGAUACAGACAUGUGUAGUGGACACUAAUAAUAAACAACAAUAAUAUUUGGACAUCUGUAUUUUAAACAUGACCCAGCGUCCAUACGCUAAUGUUCAUUUAAGAUGAUGGUUUGGUGGUUUUUGGAGCCCGACCGACACUGAUCUGAGAUCUGCGCCACACUGUUAUUUCAUUUGAGGUUUAUUUCUUCAGAAAACGACUGCGAUCCAAAGACGCUCAUCCGGUCUGGGUUCUUGCGUUGAUGAUAUAGAUUCUGUACAGAUACAUCAAUAAAAGGAC
Molecule: messenger RNA, 2011 nt
Organism: Sinocyclocheilus rhinocerous
Lineage: Eukaryota; Metazoa; Chordata; Actinopteri; Cypriniformes; Cyprinidae
Product: regulator of G-protein signaling 7-like
Exons: 15
Coding region: 2-1129 (375 amino acids)
Biological process (GO): intracellular signal transduction; positive regulation of GTPase activity; G protein-coupled receptor signaling pathway
Cellular component (GO): cytoplasm; neuron projection; plasma membrane
Molecular function (GO): GTPase activator activity
Source: RefSeq, a predicted model, not a curated record